GGGAGCUGUUCGUCGGGCCGAAUAAUUAGUAUAAUAUUCCUUGUUCAGGUUGCACGGCCAUGUGGAGCAUUUGGGGUGUGUGACCUGAGGAGGGGAUUGGCACAGAAGCUUGCGCUGCCUGGCGAGGUGAGCUGCGCGUGUGCCUGGUGCAAGUAAGCCCCUAGCCUCGGGAGACAAGUUAAACUUAUUGAAAUGCUGUAUUCUGUGGUUCAUUUCUGGAUCAGCUCCAGCAGAAUGAAGCUAUGUGUUGAUAAGAUUGUCUCUGUAAUAAAAAGUAUAAUUGUUUUAGAAGCCAUAACAACCAUAAUCUAAUAUUUGCCUAUUUACCUCUUUCCUACAGAUUUCAUCAGAACCUAAAUAAAAUCUUAUCUUUGGAAGUAAACUCCUAAAUAUGAGUCACUGUAUGCAAAACGUUAAAAGAGAUUCAUUAUGUGAAGAUAUAGACACUAACACAUGUUCACUCACCAAACAGUCACGGACAGAAUAUCAGUCUACUCAUAUUAAGGAAGAACCAGCAUCAUGUAAAGAAGGAAAUCGUACAGACAUUUCUACACACAAAGAACAUCCACAGACAGAAUAUCCAUCUACUUAUAUUAAGGAGGAACCAGCCUGGUUUACACAAGGAAAUCUCACAGUUAUUUCUAUACCCACAGAACAUCCUCAGACAGAAUAUCCAUCAACUCAUAUUAAGGAGGAACCAGCCAUGUGUAAAGAAGAAAAUCUCACAGACAUUUCUACACCCACAGAACAUUCACAGACGGAAUACCUAUCUAUUCAUGUUAAGGAGGAAUCAGCCUUAUGUGAAGAAGGAAAUCUCAACGACCCAUCUACACCCCCAGAAUAUCCACAGACAAAAUACCCAUCUACUCAUAUUAAGGAGGAACCAGUCUCAUGUGAAGAAAAUCUCAAUAUAUCCACACCCAGAGAACAUCCACAGACAUCUACUCACAUUAAGGAGGAACCAACAUCAUAUGUAGAAGUAUAUCUUACGGACAUGCAUUUACCUUCAGAGCAUACACAAACAAAAAAAACAUAUUCUUGUCCUCAGUGUGGUAAAUGUUUUAAUCAGAAACCAAACCUUCGAAAACAUAUAAAAACUCACACAGGUCAGAAGGCAUUUUCUUGUUCACAAUGCGGGAAAGGUUUCACAAGAAAAUCAUAUCUUGAUAAACAUCAGAAGGUUUGUGUAGAGGAUAAACCAUAUUUUUGUUCUAAAUGUGGAAAGAGUUUCCCCCAACAGUGUGCUUUUCUUGAGCAUAAAAUUAGUCAUAUAGAAGAGAAACCAUAUUCAUGUUCAGAGUGUGGAAAACUAUUUUCACGAAGAUCUGUUCUGGCAAUGCAUCAAAACAUUCACACAGGAGUGAAACCAUAUUUUUGUUCUGAAUGUGGAAAACGGUUUAUCCAAAAAUCUGACCUUCGAAGUCAUCUAAGAAUUCACACAGGGGAGAAACCAUAUUCUUGUUUGGAGUGUGGGAAAUUAUUUAGACAUAAAACGGGUCUGCUUUCGCAUGAAAGAACGCACACAGGAGAUAAGCCUUAUUCUUGUUCCGAAUGUGGAAAACGGUUUAUCAAUAAAGAGAAUUUUGCUGCACAUCAGAGAACUCACACAGGAGAGAAGCCGUAUGCUUGCUCAGAAUGUGGAAAAUGUUUUGGCGAUCGAUCGGGUGUAAUCAAACAUGAAAGAAUGCAUACGAGAGCGAAAAAAAAAUCUGAUUUAAUUGACAUGGAAGGGAAACCAUAUUCUUGUUCUGAAUGUGGGGAACGGUUUAUAAACCAGUCUUUUUUCAUUAAGCAUCAGCAGAUUCACACAGUAGAAGAGCCGUUUUUAUGUAUUAAAUGUGGGAAAUGUUUUGCAGAUAAGGAGGCACUUGUCAGCCAUGAACUACUUCAUGAAGUUGAGAAACCAUAUUCCUGUGCGCAGUGUGGCAAAUGUUUCAGCCAUGAAAAAAAACUUGCCAGACAUGAGAAAAUCCACACAAGUGAGAAGCCGUAUUCUUGUUCCGUGUGUGGAAAAGGUUACAUUGAUAAAACCACUCUUGUUAGACAUCAGAUAAUACACACAGGCCAGAAACCAUAUUCCUGUUCUGAAUGUGGCAAAUGUUACCGUCAUAAAUUCACUCUUGUAAAUCAUGAAAAACGUCACACAGGUGAAAGACCAUAUUGUUGUUUUGAAUGUGGGAGACGGUUUUAUGAGAAGACUGUAUUUGUCAUACAUCAAAGAACCCACACAGGAGAGAGACCAUAUCCUUGCUCUGAAUGUGGGAAACAUUUUAGCGUUAAAGGAAGUCUUUUCAAACAUCGUCUUGUUCACUCAGAAAGAAAACCUAUUGCUCAGUGUGUAAAUGACUGAUUUAUAGAACAGUGACAAGAUCAUCGGUGAACCGACUACAUAUUAUAUUACUCCUUCACGACAGAUGAUGUACGAGGACUGUCUUUGCAAACAGCCUUUUUUGAAGGAAACAAAUGGAGACACACAGGCCGUACGUUGAUAGUAUAACAAAAUAUAGACUUGAGCUGGUCUUUAUCAUAGGAAUUCAGAUACAUUUAGCCAUAAUGCUAUUGUGGAAUUGCCUGGGAUUACUGUGACAUCUUUAGUUGUGAAAAAAAUAGAAACGCAGGACCAUCCACAGUCUAAAGAUUCUUACAUUACAAAUUUCUCACACAGUUUGACUUAGAAGUUCUGUGUACACCACGUUUUAGUUAUGUCAAAACGUUAACCUAGAGAAUGAACUUCUCUUCUCUUUUUACGUAUGGAGCUUCUGCAGAUCUUGCUGCAAACCAUAGGACUUGUGGUGAUUCUGCAGCACUAAUAGAUUGUAUUGGAUUGGCAUAGCAGAAUCCUCUUAAACCUAAAACUUUAAAAUGGUGUGUGAGUGCAAUGCAUGCGCACACCAUUUCCUUGGACAAGGAAAUUUAAAUUUACUCUGUCAAUGAAAACUAAAGAGGGCUUUGGUAGCCGAAAAACGUUUGACAAACUCCAAAUACAGGUUCCCAGGACCACAACCACUAUGUUAUGCUGAAGUGGUUGGAAUGUUUCCUUAAAUUAAUUCAAAAACGCUGAUAUAUAUGAAGAGGAAUGUAUAAAAUGUAUUCAAAAUCUUUGUCGUAUAUAUGGCUGAUAAAUGUGUUAAAAUACACUUUACAAUAAAGUCUUUGUUGAUUUA
Molecule: messenger RNA, 3164 nt
Organism: Pelobates cultripes (western spadefoot toad)
Lineage: Eukaryota; Metazoa; Chordata; Amphibia; Anura; Pelobatidae
Source: the annotation of a GenBank genome assembly